This is a messenger RNA of Biomphalaria glabrata, 1996 nucleotides long. Its product is annotated as acyl-CoA desaturase-like. The transcript has 5 exons. Gene Ontology annotation, molecular function: iron ion binding; stearoyl-CoA 9-desaturase activity. Gene Ontology annotation, biological process: unsaturated fatty acid biosynthetic process. The coding region runs from base 373 to 1353 and encodes 326 amino acids. Gene Ontology annotation, cellular component: endoplasmic reticulum membrane. NCBI's taxonomy places the organism in Eukaryota, Metazoa, Mollusca, Gastropoda, Planorbidae. The record is from RefSeq and is a predicted model, not a curated record.
CUUUCGACCCAUAACAAUCACGCCACUAUGAACGACUGGCUAUUGACUGUAGUUUCUAGAUCUAGUCGGUUGGAGAAAGAUCAGCUGUUUCAAGGAUAAGCUUAGAAAUUUAAAAAAAAUUAAUCUAGAUUACAUUUUAGUCUAGUUUUAAAGUAUUAGGCUAGAUCUAUCUUUUUAAGGCAAAAUCUAAAUGAUACAAUUUAGAUCUAGGGUUAUACCUAGUUAGUAUGUUAUAUUUAAUAAAUUAAAGUUAGUGUUAAAAACUUGACAUUUUGUGACGGUAUUGGAUAAUUGGCUGGCAAAUUUCAAAAUUUUGCCAGUGUGGCCAGUGGUAUUAGAAUUUAAUACAAUUUAAAAGUAAAAGCAGUCAUAAUGGCUCCUCGCAAUGCAUCAGAAAAUGCAGACUAUGAAGGAGAUCGUCUAGGUUUAGACCAAGUGGAAGCUCUAGUAGCUGAAACAAAUCCAAGUCCAAAGCGACCACCUCGUGUUAUUGUGAUGCGCAAUGUUAUCUUGUUCAUUAUUCUUCAUCUUAGUGCAGUAUAUUCCUUGUUUCUUUUGCCAAAGGCCAUGUAUGCAACUCUUCUUUGGACUGCACUGAUGUAUUAUUUUGCAGCCAUGGGUAUAACUGCAGGAGCACACAGACUCUGGUCACAUAGAUCAUAUAAAGGGAAGCUUCCUUUGAGAAUUUUUCUGGCAAUCUGUAAUUGUAUUUCUUUUCAAAACUCAAUUUUUGAAUGGGCUCGUGACCACCGUGCUCACCAUAAAUUCUCAGAAACUGAUGCUGAUCCACAUAAUGCUAAGAGAGGAUUUUUUUUUGCUCACAUUGGAUGGCUGCUUGUAAAAAAACACCCAGAUGUCAAAGAAAAAGGAAAAAUGAUUGACUUGUCAGAUUUGACAAAUGAUCCAGUUGUCGUUUUUCAAGACAGACAUUAUAAGAAACUUAUUCUUCUGUUUUGCUUCAUACUGCCAACGUUUGUGCCAGUUUACUUCUGGGGAGAGAGCUUUCACAUUGCCUUCUAUAUAGCUGCCAUCCUGCGCUACACUCUAGUACUUAAUGCUACAUGGCUUGUCAACAGUGCAGCUCAUAUGUGGGGUCAAAGACCUUAUGAUGAAAGAAUCAACCCAGCAGAAAAUCUUGGUGUAGCAUUUUGUGCUACAGGAGAAGGUUUCCACAACUACCACCAUGUGUUUCCUCAUGAUUAUUCUACCAGUGAGUAUGGCUGGCAUUUCAACCUGACCACCAUGUUCAUUGACACCAUGUAUUUCCUUGGGCAAGCUUAUGACAGACGCAAAAUUCCAAUGGAUGUUAUCAUGAAGAGGAAAUUGAGAACUGGUGAUGGAUCAAGGCGUUAACUGUAGACAUAGUCAAUCUUGUAUUAAAGUUUAAAAUUAAAUGAUUGUCCCUAUAGAGGUGGGCAUUACAUUUUCAAAAGUCCUCCACCUUGUAGCCCUAAAGAUUUACAGUUUCUCAGGUAGUAUUUAUUUCUGCUGCUUUCACCCAUUUAAAUAUACACACCUGAAGAUUCCUUUAUUUUGCCCAUCCAGUAGAUGUAUUAUGAAAAUUGUGCUUUUAAGUGGAAGAAAUAUUUUGGAUUGCUACAACACAUUCAAAAUACAAUUUGACCUUUUUUUUUUUUUUUCCUUUGCUUUUCUUUUUGCAAAUGUUUGCUUGUAAUUGAAAUAGCUUAACAUUAGUCAUACAUACACAACUAAUGUAUAGUAUUGAUAGUUUUGCUACAAUGAAGUGGAGACGACACCUAAUGUUUUGUUACACAUUGAGUUCCAGGAGACAUUUAAGUAAAGGAUAGCAUUUUAUUGUGUACACCCUUUUGGUGUAGCAUUUGUCUAGUUUUGGUUUAGGUUGGCUUGGAUCUUGUAGUGCAGAUGUAGCCUACAAACUAAAACUUUAGUUCUUUAAAGUUUGACACAUUCAUGUGAACACUUCAUCAAUUGUAUGUCCUGUAUUAACUUUCCAAUAAAACACUUAAAUGAGGCA